Molecule: messenger RNA, 1125 nt
Organism: Penaeus monodon (black tiger shrimp)
Lineage: Eukaryota; Metazoa; Arthropoda; Malacostraca; Decapoda; Penaeidae
Exons: 2
Coding region: 1-1125 (374 amino acids)
Source: RefSeq, a predicted model, not a curated record
AUGCGAUGCAAGCUAUUAAUGAGGCAACUGACCUCACUGAAAGAGGAUACUGAGGGGGAUGCUUUGAGUUGGGAUGACCCCAUUCCUCAUGAAAUGUACAAUCAGUCGGUUUACUUAUUUAGAGACAUGUAUGAUCUGGAGAGAAUUAGAUUCAAAAGAUGCGUUAGACCAGAUUCUGCAGUCGGAAAUCCCACUCUUGUUAUGUAUGCUGAUGCCAGCAAUCUUGCCUAUUCCACAUGUGCCUAUGUUCGCUUCAAGUUACAAAAUGGAUCAUAUUUAUCUCAGCUGCUAACAGCCAAAAGUAGGAUAGCUCCAAUUCGACAAAUAACUAUCCCAAGACUUGAACUUUGUGCAGCAGUGUUAUCUACAAGGUUGCGAAAAGUAAUUGAAAGGGAAACCCAAUUUGUAUUCGAGAGGGUGUUACAUUCAGUUGACUCAAUGAUUGUUCGAUCACAAAUACAGAAGGAAUCACAUGGGUUUGGGACAUUUGUUGCAACAAGAGUUGCAGAAAUUCAAACCCUCACAAACACAGAUGAAUGGUGGUGGGUAGCCUCUGAUGGCAAUGUUGCUGACUUUGCCACACGUCUUCAACACCCUUCAAGCCUUGGAGUUGAUUCUUUGUGGCAAAUGGGUCGAAAAUAUCUGACUCUUCCCAUAAGUCAGUGGCCAAUCAGUCAACCUUGUAUGCAAGAGUUACCUGAUAGAACCUGCAUCUCAUUCACUUGCAAUCUUGGAAUCAACUGUGUUCAGUCAAGACCCAUAAUAGAUAUUGAAAGGUUCAGCUCAUAUGAGAAAUUGAUUAAAACUACUGCUACUUUACAUACAGAAUUACAUAGCAUUGACCAUGGAGGUGUAGAUUUAACACUAGCCAAACUUCAGAGUAAAUUCUGGGUACCGGGAGCACGCAGAGUAAAAUCAGUCAAGGAGAAAUGUGUAACUUGUAGAAAAGUAGACAAACUAAGAAUGGAACAGAAAAUGGGACAGCUUCCAGACAAGAGGCUAAAACCUUCCCCAGCAUUUUAUAACACAUCUGUAGAUUUAUUUGGCCCAUUUCUUAUAAGAGAUACUGUAAAACGAAGAUCUAGAGCAAAAGUAUACGAGAGUAAUAUUUACAUGUUUUACUAG